This is a messenger RNA of Candoia aspera, 6224 nucleotides long. It is a transcript of the gene TARBP1, whose product is annotated as TAR (HIV-1) RNA binding protein 1. Gene Ontology annotation, biological process: tRNA methylation. Gene Ontology annotation, molecular function: RNA binding; tRNA (guanine) methyltransferase activity. NCBI's taxonomy places the organism in Eukaryota, Metazoa, Chordata, Lepidosauria, Squamata, Candoiidae. The coding region runs from base 42 to 4811 and encodes 1589 amino acids. The transcript is spliced from 30 exons. The record is from RefSeq and is a predicted model, not a curated record.
CGCGCGCUAAUUGACUGCUAGGCCGCGCGUUCUCCUUCGGCAUGGACACGGUGCUGGCCGACGCGCUGCUCUCCCACUGCCCCGAUUGGGGCGCGUUGGUACGGGCGGUGUGCGGCGAAGAGGGAGCGCUCUCCCUCGAGCGAGAGGAGGCGCUGCGUUUCCUUUUGGAGCGGGCGGCGCGGAGCGGGCGGCGCGAAGAGGCGCAACGGGCGGCCUGGGAGCUGGCUCUGCAUCGCUGCCUCCCGGCGCUUCUCAGUGGGAGCAGCGUGUCGGGGGGCGAAGGCCCGGAGGAGCGGCGGCGACUGAUGAGAGCCGCCGGCGGAACCCUGCGUUCCUGCGCCUUGGUUUGCGGACCCCGCUUGGCGGAGCGGCUGGCCAGCGAGGCGCUGGAAACCUGCGUGGGGUCUGAGGGAUUGCAAAUGGAGGGCAAUGUCGAGGUCCUGUGCGCGGUGGCUCCUUGGCUGGAGGACCCCGCGCUGGUUAGACGAACCGUGGCGGCCGCCCUUCAGCUGCUACGAGGAGAGAGGGAAGACGAGCAGGAGGAAGAGAAAGCAUUGCUGGUGGGCGGCAGGCUGUUGCCAGCUUUGGGAAGAAACGGCGCCGCCCUGAGUCACGUCUGGGAAGGCCUGGUGCUGUCGCCUCUCGGUGCUCCUUCGCUGAUGAAACGGACUCUGCUGGUCCUGAGCGCCCUCUCCGACGUCCUGUUUCCCCGGCAGGACAGCGUCACUGGUGGCGAGACACCUGCGCUGUUGGAUGCGAGGCUUUGUUGCAACUUUUGGGAAGUGGUGCAAAAGGGACUGACCGAGAGCGAUGCUCUGUGCCGGAAAAGAGCUCGGUAUUUGUUGAAGCGAGCCGUGGAUUUGUCUGAUAAAGUGCUCUUGGAGUGCAGGUGUAGCCUGGACAAUGGAAAUGGAUCUUGUUUGUUUUGGUGGUGUGCUGAAAGAAAAGAUCAAUUUACUCAGUUUUGGGAAAAUUAUAUUUUAAUAAUGGAGACUUUGGAAGGAAAUCAGAUACAUGUUAUAAAGCCAGUUUUACCAAAGUUAAAUAGCUUGUACGAACUUGCAGUAUCAGAAGAAAAAGGCUGUUGGAUAUUCCAUCCAUCAUGGCAUAUGUGCAUUUACAAAAGAAUGUUUGAGAGUGAAAACAAGACAUUGGCAAAGGAAAGUGUUGUUCACUUUCUUGAACUCUGGCAAACAAAAUGUCUUCCCCCAUCACAAGGAUUUUCGGAGUUCAUUAUUGGCCCUUUAAUGGAUGCUCUUUCAGAAAGUUCUCUUUAUAGCAGGUUGUCAGGUCAGAUUAUGGGCACUUGUCCACCAUUAGGAAAAAUGCUGCAGAAUUUCAUGGCAACUUUCUUCACAAGCCUUCCAGAAAGAGAAAAAGGGAGCUUUUUGUUAAAAUUUAUUCAGAAGAUGAGCAAUAGGCACUGGUGUGCUAUUCCGGUUUUGUUUCUUUCCAUGGCAUUGAUGCAUAUACCGCGGUGUAGAGCACUGGAUAGUGAAGGGCUCCUUGCACUAAGAAAUGUUCUGCAGUGUACUAUGAUCACACACCAGGUUCUCCUACGAGGAGCUGCUCAGUGCUUUCUCCUUAAAGCAGCUAUACACUUAAUAGAUAUAGAAAAAGUAUCACUCUUGGAUAUUUCAAACUUCAUUACGUAUCUGAAACCAGAAGAGUCGCUAGGCAGAGGAACUGCUUUGUGGACAAUGCUUUGUGAUUGGUUGCACGUAAAUGACAAGUAUUUUCAAAGGACUUCAAACUGUGAAGUCCCACAGGACAAAACAGCAUUAAGUGUUUACGUGCAGCUUCUUGUGGAGGAUUACCUGAAAACACCUCUAAGCAAUUCAGAAGAUUGCCUUAUGCCAGACUGGUUUGAGGCUAAACGGGUGGCUACAAUGAUUUUUCUAGCUGCAGAUGUGGAAGAGUUAAGGCAUGCACAUAAUGACAAUACCAGCACUGAACUGAUUGGCCUGAAGGCUCUCCUAAAUCCUUUGCUGGAUGUGUUGCUGAAACUUGGCACUAAUCCCUACAUCUCAUCACUGAAAAUUGAUAAAAGCCUACAGCUGUUAUUGAAGCUAAUGCAGACUUGUUCAAUCAAAAAUUCUAGACCAGAAGUUGAUGGAAUAAUAAUAAUUCUCCAGAAAUCAAUUAUGCUUGCCACUGAAAGUAUUUUGGAUUUUCUCCUCAGAAGACUUACUGCAAAUGAACUAAAUAUUAUGUCAGACCUGCAGCACUGUAAUUUAUAUCUAGAAGUGUUGUCAGAGCUAAUGAACUUCUGUUCAGUCAGUGGAUGGAAAAAAGGACCAUUUCUCUGCACUUUUGUCUCAUCUCUAAUAAAUGCUUCUCUCUACAAUCUGCAGGAGACGUGUCAUAACAAGGACGUGAAACUUGAAGAACAGAUUCAGAAGGUAGUAAGUAUGGCAACAUUAAGGGUUGUUUGUGAAAUUAUUGAUCGGAAGCCAGACCUUCAACUUCAAUUUCUGCCAGCUGUUGAUGCCCUAAAAACAGCUAUUUCCAGUGCCCAACUUAACCAUCUGUUAAAGAAGCCUAACAACAUGGAACAAAAUAGUUCACUUGAAGAACCAGCAUCUCAUCAAGGAUGGGGUAAAAUUGUAGCACGUUACAUACAUGAUCAGUGGGUUUGUCUUCAUUUUGUUCUCAGCAAUUACCAAAACCUUUCCAAAGACAAAUAUUUGGAACAACAUUUUUAUGAUGUUCAAGACUGCAAAAGAAUGUUACAAUCUGCACUAGAAGCAAUAACAAUUCUUCCUUCUGACCAUGUUUUACCAGUUUUUCAUUGCAUGAAAAUAUUUGUUUCCAAGCUUUUGGAAUCUUCUGAGUCUCUAUGCAUAGAAGCUUUUGAAUUGGCAUGGAAAAUAAUAUUUUCUCUUAGCAACACACAACUGAUUUUUUGGCCUAAUUUAAAAGCUUUUAUUCAACUUGUGUUUGAUCCUGAACUUCUUGUUACUGCAGCAAAGUUCAAGAGUGAAGCAUAUUCAAAGAUAAAAGAGAUUAUGUUUCAGAUGAUUGAACUGUCAUCUACAAAGACUGGAAUCUUUAACGUUCUGUUAGGCCAUUGCUGUCAGUCUUGGCUAUUUCCUCCUCCUGAUGAAACAGCUACUGUGGAAAAUGCCUUUUCAAAUGCUGGCAACUACAUUGAACUCCUUAUAGAGGCUUGUUUGUUUGGAACUAUUUUCAGGCGUGAUCAAAGACUCAUUCAGGAGGUGUACGCUUUUGUCGAAAAUCUCGGAGAUCAGUGUGCGGCAAAUGUUGUUACAGAAAGUCAGAACAGAGAUGACCAUUAUGUGCGAGUUUGUGCUAUCAAAUUUAUCUGCUUGCUGGAUGAAUCAAACAUGCAACAUAAGAAGUUUAUAGAAGAUUUUGUCAUGAAACUACUUGAUAAAGGUGAAUUAAUGUCCAAAUCAAAAGUUCGUUAUUAUGUGAACUCCUUACAACAUAGAAUUGAAAACCGACUGUGGCAGACAUUGCUAGUUCUGUUUCCAAAACUUGAUGAGGAUCUUUUAUCAAGAAUCGUUGACAGGAUUCUUCAAGCUGGACAUAAUAAUAAUCAAGCAUCAGUAAAGUAUUUAAUAGAGUGGAUUAUCAUUUUGAUUUUACACAAGUUUCCCCAUUACCUUCAAAAGUUCUGGAAUUGCUUUAAUUAUGAUGAAGACCAAUUUAAAACUAGCAUUUGCACAUUUUUAGCAGUCCUGUCACAUUUUGACAUAAUUCUUCAGAAUACAUCUGAAAAAAUACCAGCUUUGAAGAAAGCUCUAAUUGUUGUUCUACAGUGGUGUUUCCAUCACAAUUUUAGUAUUCGGCUUUAUGCUUUAAUUGCACUUAAAAAAAUUUGGGGAAUGUGCAAAGCAUCACAUGUGAAUGAUUUUGAUACUUUAACUUCAGUUAUUGAAUGUAGUCUAAAUCAAGUGGAACUCAUGCAUGGAACAGGGAAUGCUAAGAAGAAUUGGCAGCGCAUCCAGAAACACUUUUUCUUUGAACAUUUUCAUCCACUUAGGGAUUACAGUCUUGAGACAAUAUUUUACACGCUGCCACGCCUUUCAGAAAUUCCUGAAGAGGAAUGGAUUUCUCUCUCUAAAUUUACAGCUUUCAGAGAUAUUCCACUGAGUUCAACAUUUCCAUCCUGCCAUUCUCAAACUACACUUCUUGACCUUAAGCCAAAUGACUGGACUCAGCAAGAUAUUGGACUGAAUUUAGCUGAGCCAAGUAAUGAAAGGCGGUGGAUGGAUGUUCAAAAAAAAAUUAUCCCUUGCAAAGCCAGUAUUCCUGAUUUGGAUCUGGAGCUUAUAUUUCAAGAUCGAGCCACUAAACUUGGAAAAUCAAACAGGAAAUUGAUUGUAGUAGCUUCACUCAUUGAUAAACCCACCAAUUUAGGAGGCUUGUGUCGUACUUGUGAAAUAUUUGGUGUUUCUGCUUUAACUGUUAGCAACCUCCAUUAUAUAAAUGACAAACAAUUCCAGCAUCUCAGUGUGUCUGCUGAACAAUGGCUUUCCGUUAUUGAAGUAAAGCCUUUUCAGCUGAUUGAUUAUUUGGAACGGAAGAAAAUUGAAGGCUACUCUAUAAUAGGGGUAGAGCAAACGGCUAAAAGUCGCAGUUUAACAGAAUAUUGCUUUCCAGAGAAAUCCCUGUUGUUGUUGGGAAAUGAACAUGAAGGAAUCCCAGCAAAUGUAAUUCAACACUUGGACACUUGUGUAGAAAUUCCUCAGCAAGGAGUUAUUCGUUCACUUAAUGUCCAUGUAAGUGGUGCUCUGCUCAUUUGGGAAUAUACAAGACAGCAGAUUGUCAAGGAAAAAGAAUAAAGACAAAAUGUGUAAUUCUUGUUGAAGCUGCUAAUUUGAUGGUGCUAUAAAUUCCGAAAUGAUUAAAGCUACCAUUUGAGUAUGAUUUAUAUUUUGCAUGCCUUCAUUUUUAAAAAUUAAUGUUAAAUGCCUUAAACCAUGACAAUAUUAAAAUUACUGUUUUUAAUGCACACUUUUUGGUGCUAGUGAAUUCUGAUUAUACUGUUGCAGACCCACCUCUUGAAAGUCUUAGAAGUGGCUCUAAAUAAUUACUCAUUUGCAGCAGGGUGGCUGCUUUUGUUGUAUGUAGUUCCUGCAACCCUACAGAGCUGUCAAAAUAUUAAUAGUGCAAGCUCCAUGCUAUUGCUGGUCCACAAAACUAUAAACUCAUUCCAUGAACGUAUUUCAUCAUGGAGAAAAUCUGUGUGGUCACUAAUGAGUAAAAAAUGACUCAGUGGCACAUAAUCAAGAAGAUACUAUACACUGCAAUAUUGCAACUUGGCAUUUGACAAAUCAGGUCCUUCACUUUGCACUUUGUCAAGGCCAUGGAGUUUUCUGGGAUUGAUUUCUGGGAUUUUUUUUUUAACUUCUUAGACUAUCAUAUACUCAUAUACUUUCCUGACGUUUUCCCAACCCAGCAUUAACUCAAACGGAUCGGUUCCAUUUUCUUAAAACUGGAUAUAUGUCUCUAAAUUUAAACUUUAAUUCAACAUAUUAAACAAACUGAUCUUCCAUGUAUCUGAAUUGGCCAAAAUGAAAUAUUUAAGAGUGCUGCUAUUGAUAACAAUAAAGAUCAUUCUUCUCCCUCUUUAAGAUGCAAUAGACAAAGGACCAUUGAAAUAUAUUAGACAUUCUAUUACACAGGGGGAAACAUAUUUGGAAGAGGAUAUUUGCAAUGAAUUUAUGAUACAGUAUUUGAAUUUAUACAGUUCAUUUAUUUUGACUUUAUUGAUGGUGUAGCCUUUUAGUGAUGAAAGAUAAGCAUACUUUCCUAAGUGCCUCUUCUCUCCAAUGAGCAUUUCAAAUAACGGAAGAUGGAGUUUUAAGGCCAGUAUGGGAUUUAUAAACAAGGACAACUUUUAAAAUUUACAGGACAUUGCCAGUGCUAACAUUUAUGUUCUUCAACUAUGCUGCUCUUCUGCAACUUCCCUUGUGUCCAAUAUUGUAAAAGUUGUCUAGUUGCUAUGACUUCUCCGUUUUCUCUGAAGGCAGAAAUUGUCCUGAUUCCAUUUGUGCUUUAUAUUGUAAAAAAUCUCUUCUUUUGUUAAAGUAUUUAACCUGUUUUGAAUAAGAUCACUUUGUUAGCAAAUCAACUGGCUCAUUAAAAGUCUAAAGUAAUGAAACUAGAAAAAAUAUUGUACCCAUCAUAACAUUUUAGAUUUCAUUUAUGUUGCUAUGUUGAAAACUUAAUGCUGAAUAAAUUGUACCCACAUC